Saccoglossus kowalevskii is the source of this 1822-nucleotide messenger RNA. RefSeq names its product ubiquitin-fold modifier 1. Gene Ontology annotation, cellular component: nucleus; cytoplasm. NCBI's taxonomy places the organism in Eukaryota, Metazoa, Hemichordata, Enteropneusta, Harrimaniidae. Gene Ontology annotation, biological process: protein K69-linked ufmylation. The record is from RefSeq and is a predicted model, not a curated record.
CGCACAUGCGCAUUGUCAACGUGGCUGAAGCCGGUGGUUUGACUCAAAAUGUCUAAGGUAACAUUCAAGAUAACGCUGACAUCGGACCCGAAGCUACCAUUCAAAGUACUUAGUGUUCCAGACAGUACGCCAUUUACAGCUGUUCUUAAGUUUGCGGCUGAGGAGUUCAAAGUACCACCUGCAACUAGUGCUAUCAUUACAAACGACGGCAUAGGAAUUAAUCCUGCACAGAGUGCUGGCAAUGUCUUCUUGAAACACGGAUCAGAACUUAGGAUUAUACCAAGAGACAGAGUGGGACACUAAUUAUUAAGUUUGCCAACAAUAACGAAGAGAUAUUCAGAUCAAAGAUGGUGACAUUUUAACAGCUUCAGUCAGUAUUGACGUGACCACAAGCUGCAGCUCAGACAUCAAUGAUAUCAACAUCCUGCAGUUGUUUGCUCUCACUGGCCGUUUUAUCUUCUGACUCGGUGGUAAUUUAUUGCCCAAUCAGUCUGACUGAGUUUCUUGUAUGGUUCUGCUAGGUACUGUAUUUGCUCUAUUACAAGUGUAUCUCCAGUAGAAGUUCACAUGAACCAAAUAUUACAUUUUACUGGAUCUUCAUUUUAUAACUUAUUUUGAUCAUAGAUACACCUCUGCCAUUCACAGAAGUAUGGUACAUGUGCUAAUAACAGAGCAAAUACGGUAUUAGUAAUAUUUUUUUUUAUUUCAAUUCAACAUUAUCAUACAUAAUAAAUAAUCUAAGCCUCAUUUGUUAUACCAUGUCACUGUUUUAGUUUUAGAAUCAAUAGCAUGAAAUACAAAAAUUAUUUAAUAUAUUACUUGUUAUUUCUAGAGAUCUUGUGUGCUUGCUAUGAAUCCAACUGUCAAAGGAAAUGUGGGUUCCAGCGCCUUGCAAGUUUGUGCGUAAUUCAACAUAUGUAUCGCAGAGUGGACAUCUGUUGAAUAAUAAUAAGAAAUUUAAACAGUGUGCCAUGACUGCAAAAACAUGUUUACAAAAAAGGGUGCAAAAAUCUUAAAAUUUCACAUUUUCUGGUUAGUUGUUUAAAAACUGUUACAGUAUUGUGUAGUCAUAUUCUUCUAGCUAUUACAGUGAUCCCAGAAAUGGCAGGAAAGUAGCUUUUGUCACAUACCUGGUCAGGGCGUUCUAAACUCAAUCUCAUCAGAAAUGUCAAUGAUUAUCACCUAUUGCUUGAUGUGCCACCAAUGUAAGAGUGCCAUUCAUGUGAUUUGCAUGUGCUUCAUUUAAACUGACCAAUGAAUGGAGAGUAUUCUAUUUCUUCUAUUGCAUACCCUUUAAUACAUGUAUGCAGUGUUCUCCUUAGAGUUUGUUAACAAGAGAGGCCACUAUGUACAUACAUGCCAUUCAUUCGCAGUAAAAUGAAUGUACCGAUAGGGCGUUCAAUUCAGCGAUGAUCAUGUGACAGUUUCAAGAUCAACAUUUUUGUGUAGCAAAUUAUUCAAUGAACCUUGUUUAGCUGUUUUUUUACCAAUAAACUACUGUAAAAGGGUUAAUUAUUCACUGGAUUUUAAUUUUGCUUAUUUUGCUGUCCUGAUAAAUGCGCUAACUUAAAACCCAGUGAAUAUGUAAAAUUUAGCAUAGAACACAUUAUCUAAAUGAUAAAACCGUGAAUUUAAAACCCACUGAAUAUGCCUGAAAUGGUAAAUCAGCGAAAUUUAAACCCAGUGAAAAUUAGUCAUUUUACAGUAUGUCAAGAAUUACUUUUAUCAAAAUUCCCUGUUAAAUUCAAAUGUCUUUUGUCAACAUUUUUCGAUGAAACUGUAUUAAAGAUUCUCUUGCCUGCAUUAAAAAUUAGAAAAAUAU